GCCGAUUUUGCUGUGACCUUCACCAUGGGCUUCAAGUAUGUCUUCGUUCCAGCCUCUCCCAACGAUGAUAUGCAGGAGAUGGAGUACGAAACAGACAUCUCAGAACUCGAGAAGGAUACGUUCAGAACUUUCGUCGAAAACUUUUUUGCUGCUGCUGGUCAAACUGCAGACAGAGAGAUUCUCUUGAAUCAGUUGAAAGAGAGGACUGGAGUGGAUAUCAAGGAGAAGGCCGACAAAGGCGAGAUGGACGAUAAAAUGUUGGACAAACUCCUUUCGGCCAGCAGCGUGGAGAUCUUUCCAGUACAGCUUCCCACCAAGGAGACUGGCUUUCAAGCUGUUAGCGUGUAUUUGGAUGACAAGGGUGUUGCCAAAAACCUAGAGGAAAAUGUCCGAGUCUCUGGUUUAGUUCAGGCCUGUGGCUAUCCCGGACAGACCAUCAGAGGUGACUGCUUCAUUGGCCGCGUCUUCGAUGACACUGAGGAUGAAUGGAGGCGCAUGGACUUCUGCCUCAAGGACUGCAGUACGGACGCGGAGUGGAUUCACACAACCAAACUGCAACGAGCAAACAGGAAGUCUGGCGACCUUCAAAGCAUGGCCAACUCCAUUGGGGUCAACAACCCUGCACGCAUUGAUCCGUCUAUGCUCGCUGAUGCAGCUCCCAAGGGUGAGACCGCAGACUACUCCUGGAAGCAGUCUGAAGAUGAAGUCGAGGUCACCUUUAAGAAAGAAGGCUUGCAAAAGGGUGACAAGAAGUAUGUGAAAGUCGCCUUUGGCCGGAAGCGCUUAAGAGUAGAGGUGAAGGAGGAGGUGAUCAUUGACUCAACUCUGGCUGGCAACACCACUGCAGACGAGUGCACUUGGACGCUGAGCGACGGUGUCCUUCAGGUAACUCUUGCGAAGGCUGAUGAAGGGAGUUGGCCUGAACUUUUGGAGGCCUGAGCUUGAGUGGUGGGCUAAACCUUUGGCUCAGCCAAGGUGCUCGGUUUGUUAAUGGUAGCUGCUUGACAAAAGCAGGUUUUGAAAACUGAUGCAAUCAGACGUUUUAGAUUAUCGACGUCUACAGACCAGCAGACUGCUUGUACAGCAGAAGCAUGAAUGCUGUGAAACUGCUCAAACUCUGGCAGCAGUGUUCU
This is a messenger RNA of Cladocopium goreaui, 1133 nucleotides long. The record is from the annotation of a GenBank genome assembly. Lineage: Eukaryota; Dinophyceae; Suessiales; Symbiodiniaceae.